AUGGCAUUCCACCAAACUACCUUCGCCCCUGCGAUACGGCAACACGCCGCCCAGGACUCACGGGACAAUGCUGCAUCCCCCAUUUCCUCGCCGCUACAUCGAGAGCUUGAACAGUCGCAAGAAUGGGUCCUCUUCCCAGCACGUUCAAAUACCCUAACUCAGACUGCAUCGACGGCACAGACACGUACAGCUGGAUUGUCGAGGCUAAGCGACUUUGGCUCUUUGGACGCCAAGUCAAGACAAGAUGAUUAUGUCCCUUGCGAGACCACAAAUGGCUCCGUCGAAGACGACGAGGACUUGGACAGUCUAGACGAAGGCCUUCACGAUUUUCAGGAACCUUCGCCCACACACAGACCAGGACUCUUCGAACCAAGCGGUUCCAUACUGCCACGGCAUGAUGGACUGGGCACAUUUCCUACGUCCAGUCCACCUCUUCAGGAGCAGCUAUGGCACUUUGAGCAUUUCAACCCGCGAAAACGAUCUAUCGGGCUCGGGCGCCAUAGAAGAAGAUCUAGCGUGCAAAGGAGAAUAGAGGCUGUCGAAGAGCAUGAUGUUGCGAGCAUUGAGGCCGAAACAAGGGAGAGGAUUGAGAAAUGGAGGAUGGAACAAUCCAGGCUUCUGUUGGAUGAGAUUGAGAAGGAGACCAGGCGGAGAAGAACCAGUGUGAAAAGCCAGCGAGCAGAAACGACACCCGGUCCUGCUGGCCUGGAGCAGACUAUCAAGGACUCAGUUGCUAAAAAUGCUGGGGAUGAAGCGACAACCGGACUUUUGAGUGCGAGCUCCUCAGUGAUCGAGGACCGCGAAUCCUUCUGGCAGCGCAUCACUCGAAGAGUCAUUCGUGAUUUCAUUGGUAUCGACGACGAUCUGCUCUCCAUCAUCUUCGGCGAAUCGCUUCCGACAGAGAGACUCGACGGCAACCCUUCUCCAGGAUUGGGCUCCGCAAGAUCGUUACGUUUGGAUAGCUCAUCAUCCAUACCUGCUGGCACUGGUUGGGAAGGACGGCUUUUGGACCGUCUAUCUCGUGAACUCGGAAUACUAUUGCAGCAGCUCACAGAGCACCCAGGCGCAUCCAGCACCCUCAGCACCCCAUUCAAUCCUUCCACCUCAGACUACGCUGGUAUACCAAUCACAAUGCCAACGUCUUCAAGGUCACAGUCCAAGCCCCCAACGCCCACCGCAAAUGCAGCAGCAUCCUUCGACUUCAGACCGACCCUGCAAGACGCAACUCUCCCCGCACAAACUUCUGCCGCUGAUUCCACACAUGCUGCCCUCUGGGGCAUUGAAGAAGAACCCGCCCCUGCCACUCCAGAAGACAACCGCGAAUAUUGGGAACAAACCCCAGACAUCAAAACCGUCUUUCGCUUCCUCCACAACCGUUUCACGUCCCAACGACGCCCCGCAACCACAAGCAAACCACCUCUCAACAUCGCCACUACAUCCACCCCAGACUCCCUCCGCCGCGCAGCUAUCAUAAGGCAGUAUCACCCUCUCGUUUCACGCGCUGCAGCAACCUGGGAACAGAGACAUGGACAUGCGAGGCGGCAUAGCUUGCUAAGGAGAAGAAGUGGAAGUAGUUGUGCGAGCAGCAUUGUCGGUAGUGCGAGGAGGAUGGGAUUGAGAGGAGGCAGUUUAGGGAGUUCGAGCAGGAAUUAUUGGGAUAUUGGCGGUAGUGCUGUGGGAAGCGGCGGUGGCAGUGCGAUCGGUGUCGGAGGUGGGGGAAUGGGUGCUUGGGGGGAGGUUUGA
Molecule: messenger RNA, 1743 nt
Organism: Letharia columbiana
Lineage: Eukaryota; Fungi; Ascomycota; Lecanoromycetes; Lecanorales; Parmeliaceae
Exons: 1
Coding region: 1-1743 (580 amino acids)
Source: RefSeq, a predicted model, not a curated record